CUUCUAUUCUCUUUGGUUGUGGUCCGUAAAGAAAAGAAAAAUUUCAUGGUGUUGUGGGUGACACAUAUACGUAGGAAAAAAUAGUGUAAGAUAAUCACAUUGGCACCAACUGCAGGGAAAUGGAAUCAAUGGAAUAUGAGCUUGCCAGAAACCUCACUCUGUUGUUUUUCGUGGAACGCCUGCUCGACAAAGGCGAGCCGCGUACGUUGCACGAUCUUUCCUGCCAGUUUGGUGCCAAGGGGUUCACUAAGGAGAUGCGGCAGAUCGCUGGCGGGUCGCAGUCGGGACUGAAGAAGUUCCUGGCCCAGUACCCGGCGUUGUUCAACAUAGACGGGGACUAUGUUGAUAUCAACACAUUCCAGAAGCAUCAAAGUGGGGCUGGCGCAUCGUCCAAUAACGACUAUAUCGAGGAGGCGAAGGAAUACUUCGCGAGCAAGAUGGUGCAAUAUGGCGAAGGUACAGAGGUGCCAAUCAAGAGUCUUCUCGGGCACCGCAGCCAGGCAUCGCCGCAGGUGCGCCAUAUUUCGGGACAGCGCAUCAAGGAGUUCAAAGAGUUCCUCAUGAAGCAUCCCGACACAUUCCAAAUCACCGAAGACAACGUCGUUCUAGUCAGUGAGAACCACAGGAGAGGUAACACACAUAGUAAUUCUGAGCAGUUUCACAAUUUACCUGUUGCCAAUAUAAAUACAGAUACUGCCCAACAGUUGUUAGACUAUGUCGCUCAAUGUAUAGAGGCCAAGGGACCUGUAAUGGUCGAUCAACUGUUUCAUUUAAUUGUAUCACGCUUCCCACAAGAAUACUGGUAUCAGAUGUUCAAGUCUCCAGCUGACUUAAGCGCUUUUCUAAAGCUAUUUUCUGAUAGCUUCCAUGUCCAAUCAAAUCUUGUCACAUUAAUUAGUAAACCAAAAAUUCCAGUAAUGUAUCUAAAUGCAAAAUCCAAAGCAAAGACUGAUGCACCAAAGCCUGUGGUUGAUGAGAAACCUGCAUCACCAGCUCCGCCUAUUGUAGUGAGCCCUACACCUUCAGAUGGUCAUAAAAGCCCAGCCAAUAGAAUACUCAGUCCUGUAGAAUCUCCCCGUGGUCCUCAAGCAAAUAUAGCAAAUCAAACGCUUAAGCAGAGGAUUAAUUCUAUUGUCAUUAAAAACUUAGCAGAGAACAUGGUUAGAGAUAGAGUGAACAAUCACUUGAACGCUCGCAGUUCAGAAGAAAUGAAUGGCACACCAAGCCUACGCAACAAUCUAAUGGGAGAUGCAUGGCGCCAAAAAGUUCUUCAGUGCACAACUGUCAUAGCUAAUGUUAGAGAGUGUUCUACACUAAUUGAUAGUAUUAUGAAUCCAAAACGAAAUUCAAAGAAUAUUGUUUCCUUUGACUGUGAAGGAAUAAAUCUUGGCUUGAAAGGAAUUCUGACUCUGUGUCAAAUUGCUACCAUGAAUGGUGAAGUGUACAUAUUAGACAUCAUGGCUUGUCCUGGUAUGGUUAUAGAAGGCAAAAUCAAGGACUUAUUAGAGAGUGAAAAUGUAGUUAAAAUCAUACAUGACUGUAGAAAUGACUCAGUUAAUUUACAUAAUCAAUUUGAGAUCACUUUAAAGAAUGUUUUUGAUACUCAAGCUGCUCAUGCUGUGUUGCAAUUACAGCAGCAAGGUGUACCUGUUUAUAAAGUUAAAAAUCUGAGUCUCAAUGCCAUGUGUGAAUUAUAUAAUGCUCCGAUGAACCCGAUGAAGGAGCAGUUGAAAAAUGUAUAUCGCAGAGACCAGCGUUAUUGGGCACGGAGGCCAUUAACAAAGGAUAUGAUUAUUUAUGCAGCUUCAGAUGUUCUUUCCUUAGUCAAUCCUGCAAUAUAUGCAUAUAUGUCGAGCAAUAUUAAGCCAGAUAAUCAACAGUUAUUUGAGGAAUUAAGUAAUGAACAAGUAUUUAUGCAUAUUCAACCAACAGAGGUGAAAUUACGUAAGAGACAAAGAAAAAUCAAUACAGAAGUGGGAGAACUAAAACAAAAAUUGGCAGAAACAACUAAAAAUAUAGUCUUAAGUAACAGAGAAAUAAGAUUGUUGAGAUAUUUGGAACUUACAGAGGAAGAAAAAGAAAAACUAAAAGGUUGUCACAAAAUAUCUAAAAAAUUAGAAAAAUUGGAGGCAAUAGGGCAAGACAAAGAUUCAGAUUCUGAUGAUGAUGAGAGAGAAAAUGAGAUGGCCAGUUUAGAAUCUAAUCCUUCAGAUCCAAUUUCGUCUCCACACUCAACACAACCUCCAAGCCUCACUGAGUCAAUGCAGAUGAUGGAUGAAAUAUUGUCAGACACUAACAUGGAUAAAGUUGAAAAAAUAAAUCGUCUUGAAGCAAUUCUAUCUGCUGUGGCGCCGCUCAGUGGAGAAUUGGAGGACAAAUUCUCACAAACUAUGGAACAAACACUGCCAUUGCUCAAAAACAAAGAUUGGUCCAAUCUCAGUCAAAUUUUGAACAUGGGUGAUGCUGACAGAAAGAAUUGUAGUUGCAGAUGCCAUAAUACCAAUUUUGAAGAUGUUAAGUGCAAUGAUCUCAAUGAAACCAAGAAGUCGGAGGUUGGAUCACAGACCCUCAGUACAGGGGAUAUAGUGAUUACAAGGAUCCAUUUCAGGGAAGAGGAUAAAGCAAACGAAAGGGUCCUGGACGCGACCCCCGCUAGUAAAAGGGUCGGGAUAAACAACAUGUCUUGAUGAUGCUCAGGUUUAUAAUACUUCCAUUUUUCUGAGUGCCACAGUUUAGUUUCGGGACUCUUGCUGUACGUGAUUAUUUCUUUGUGCUAGUUUUAAGUAAAAAAAAAAAAUUUAAACCCCUGUUGUAAUUAAUACAACGCAUGAUCUAGUUGUCAGGGGUGCUACAGCAGCGAGAUUGCUCGAGAAUCGAGCAUAAUUAAUUAUGCUGUGAGGUCGUGCAUCGCCGGUGUGGAAUACGCCCACGUUAUAUGUUCAUUUGAGCGGAGAUGAGCGUAUACACUCGAAUAAAUACAACAGUAAUUCGCAUAAUACAACGGCUACUUAAUUCCAUUCGUCUGGAAUGUACAGUACGCGCUGUUACAUAUUUUAAUUUAAUUAAAUUAUUACGUUGGCUAUUGCCUGUUAAGUAUUCAACUUAAUGUGAUAGAUUUCAAGGCCUUUUUUCUCGAUCUUGUAUGAAUUGUAAAUAGGUACAUAAGAUAAAAUCCGAUUAGCGUGCAUAAUCCUCACAUCUCGAAUCGCUAUAACGACGGUCGAGUGUUUUCUGAUGUAAUUGAUAAAAAUUUGUAUAUACCUAUCUACCAUUUACUAAAAAUAUUCACUAUAUCUAAGUGUCUCUGGCAGCCUAGUCGUAGCUGCUUUUUUUUUU
Galleria mellonella (greater wax moth) is the source of this 3336-nucleotide messenger RNA. It is a transcript of the gene egl, whose product is annotated as egalitarian protein homolog. The transcript has a single exon. NCBI's taxonomy places the organism in Eukaryota, Metazoa, Arthropoda, Insecta, Lepidoptera, Pyralidae. Gene Ontology annotation, molecular function: nucleic acid binding; 3'-5' exonuclease activity. The record is from RefSeq and is a predicted model, not a curated record. The coding region runs from base 120 to 2687 and encodes 855 amino acids. Gene Ontology annotation, biological process: nucleobase-containing compound metabolic process.